Messenger RNA from Fusarium sp. VM40, 771 nucleotides. Lineage: Eukaryota; Fungi; Ascomycota; Sordariomycetes; Hypocreales; Nectriaceae. The record is from the annotation of a GenBank genome assembly.
AUGACCUGGCAGGGUGACAUAAAAGACGGAUCAGCACCACUGAUGAAUACGGAGUCUUUGAAGACACGCUUCCAAUCUCCACAGGAUCUCCAUGAUACUGAUGAGCACAUUAUGAGACUAACGCUGCAAGAACCAACAAAGUCUCCGCGCCAGUCACACCAAUCUAAAGGGCAUCGUCCGUUCGAUGCCUCGGGAAUGACACUGCAUUAUCAACGCAACAUGCAAGAUGCUAUCUCGGGCGAUUUUAGCGUGGGGUUCCCAGAUGAUUUUCACAUGGGCUACAAUCACCCCGGAAAUGAAGUUCCUUUCAUGCCAAGUCACCAGGACUCUCUAGCCCUUGUUUCAACAAUGGGUGGGUGGCAGGAUUCUCUGGCUUUCGACUCAACAAUAACAGGCUGGCAAGAUCCCAUGGCCUGCGAUUUGACAAUGGUUGGUUGGCAGGACCCCACUGCUCUUGACCCAACAAUGGGUGCAUGGCAACAUUCUUCCGUGGAAUCUUCCAGAUCUUCAUCAGUAUCUGCCAAUAGCGGCCCCUCUGCAAGAGACGAUAGCACACAGGAAUCAUUCAUUUGCAACGACGAAUGCUGUCAGGGAAGAGCAUUUAGCAGCCGUGCUAAUCUUCGACGCCACCAGAACGAAAGGAAGGGACUAAGAAGGGUUUACGCCUGUAGUUUCUGCCACCGCGUUUUCACCCGCUCAACUGCUUGUCGGUUACACCAGCAGAAUGGCGUAUGCUUCAAGUCCAAUGGUUGGGUUGGCGCUACACGGUGA